Molecule: messenger RNA, 1973 nt
Organism: Truncatella angustata
Lineage: Eukaryota; Fungi; Ascomycota; Sordariomycetes; Amphisphaeriales; Sporocadaceae
Exons: 3
Coding region: 95-1825 (576 amino acids)
Source: RefSeq, a predicted model, not a curated record
AGUAAACCAUUUGCUUACCGAGCGCAAGACGAGUAGAGAACACUUGCUUCCGGCGGCAGGCUGUCAAAAUAGCUGAGAGUGGUUUCGACAUGUGAUGGUAUCAGGUUCCAGUGAGAAAAUGUCACCAGACUCCGUAUCUUCACUUUUCCCAGAUCGUCCGAUUCGCCCGCUUCCAAAACGCCGCCUUCGCGAACGUCUCUCUCCUGAGGCUGCUGGCACCAUCAAGUACCCGCUUGAACACCAGAACAACGCACCUUUAUUCUACUACCCCUACAAUCUCAAGGCCGAAGCUGGAGCUGUAGGCCUCGACCUGGCCAACCUGGCGAGCCGACAAAACAGCCUCGAGCUGGCUCAGGAAGUUGGACUGCGCCACAAUGGCUCGCGUGGAGGCCAUGAUGAUGACGGCUUGCUGUAUCAGAACAGAAGAUCGCUCGCAACACGACCACACUACGAGUCUGUCGGACAUGUUCUUCGCACACCGCCCCGGGCAGGUCAGGGCCGGCAUCAGGCCCCGCAGGCACCUCCUUCUACGGCAUCCUCUGUCGACGGCUAUGACUCGUUCGAGAACACAAACAACAAGAAGAAGAGAAAGAUUCCGACUGCCGGUGAGAGCAUCCUAAACGGCUCGCAUGUGCUUACCGACCCGAGUAUUCUGGGGGUCCCAUCACCGCCCAUGACGGGUGAUGAAGGCCCCGGCGAUGCACUAGCCACCACCCCCUCGCCAUAUGCGUAUGGUGGGGUCGCUGGCUCACCCGUUCAGGGCAUAUCCGGUCCAGGCAGAGGUCGUUAUGGACGAAAUCGCAAUGGCAGGAGCCCUCUGAGACAGGUGCCGGAUCCUAACUCGAACUGGCCUGUCAAGACCUCCAAGUCGAGAUACGACGGUGACUAUCCGCCUUCCCCAGGCGAGAAGAAGGGUAUCAUAUCAAGUGCGAUUGCCAGCGCCGGAAAGCUCCCUGUGCCUCAAGGACAGGAAAAUAUCAGCCUCUUACAGCAACAAGCAUCUACCAAAGCCAGCCCGGCUUCCUCACAGUUCACAUUCACAUUCGAUUCGCAGGUGUCUGGUACAGUUCCUUGGCCUGGCUCCGAAUCCACUUCUCCACGCAUGGUAGGAAAUAGCCACAAUCAGCAGGUGCCUAUGCCCAGAACUCAAGACAACCCUUAUUAUGGAGCGAAUGCUCGAUCGGCACACAAUGGCCAAUUGCCUCUCUCUGGAUCGGCAGCGACACAGACCGGAGCCAGUUCUUCAGUAGAUGGUACGGGAAGGGAUGGUGCACCUGUCAACGCUCCGCCCAAAAAACAUAGAAGACGUGGAAACCCGCUCGUACAAGCUGCAAAACAGCGCCGGCAGGAUCAGGAGUAUAAGAACUACCACCAUCCGCCGACACCCGAGGAACUGUGGAUCUGUGAGUUCUGUGAAUAUGAGAGAAUAUUCGGUCGGCCUCCGGAAGCCCUGAUUCGGCAGUACGAGAUCAAGGAUCGCCGGCGUCGACGAGAAGAAGCCGAGCGUCGGCGAUUGCUGGAGAAGGCGAAGAUGAAGUCACGGAAGGGCAAGAAACCCGGUAAACUGCCAGCAAAGAACAACGCCGCUGCACAAGAUCGCAACGCCGUACAAGCUUCAGGCAACCAGGCCCCCCUGAUGGACAACGAGCCAAGCCAGGAGACGCAUGGCGAGGAUUAUGAAGAGGGUGACUACUACGAUGAGGACGUCCAUGACGAUAGCUGUCCGAAUGUCGCGCCUGGUCAGGACUUUGAAUCGCAUACUCCCUUGGCAGGAGAUGCCUUCGCUGGCGGAACAGGUCACGACCAUCGAGUCCCAGUGGCCUAGCAACAUGCCCGAUUCAGAGUGACCAUUCUCAAUCGAUUGCUUGGUGCCGGUCAUCUUCCUUUGUGCUCUUGAAUCGCGGACUUUAGUAGCACUCUUUCCAUUCCCUGAAAGUAUGGAUCAACUUGUUGGUGGGAACAAUGUUGAUUCC